Messenger RNA from Erinaceus europaeus (western European hedgehog), 762 nucleotides. RefSeq names its product acidic leucine-rich nuclear phosphoprotein 32 family member A. Gene Ontology annotation, cellular component: nucleus. Gene Ontology annotation, molecular function: histone binding. The record is from RefSeq and is a predicted model, not a curated record. Gene Ontology annotation, biological process: regulation of apoptotic process. NCBI's taxonomy places the organism in Eukaryota, Metazoa, Chordata, Mammalia, Eulipotyphla, Erinaceidae.
AUGGACAAGGACAAGCACAUUCACCUGGAGCUACAGAAACAGACGCCCUCUCACAUGAAAGAGCUUGUGCUGGACAACUGUCGCUCCUUCGAGGGCAAGAUCAACCUCACAGAGGAGUUUGAGGAACUGGAGUUCCUGAGCAUGAUCAACUUGGACCUCACCUCCAUCACCAACAUGCCAAAACUCAACAAGCUCAAGAAGAUUGAAUUAAGUGACAACAGAAUCUAAGGGGGCCUGGACGUAUUGGCAGAAAAAUUGCUGAACCGCACACAUAUAAAUUUAAGCUGCAAAAAACACCUCAGCACAGCAGAUCCAUUGAAGAAGUUAGAAAGCCUAAUGAGCUUAGACCUCUUCAACUGUGAAGUGACCGAUCUGAAAGAAAGCGUGUUUAAGCUCCUCCUGCAGCUCAUGAACCUUGACAGCUAUGGCUAGCACAACACAGAGGCCCUGGAGAGGCUGAACAAUGAGGAGGAUGACACGGACACUCCCACCACCCCUGUAGAGGAGGAGGAGGAUGUGAGUGGAGAGGAGGAGGAAGAGGAAGGGGACGUGGAGGGAGAGGAGAAGGAGGGGGAGAGGAAAGGGGAAGAGGAGGGGAGGAGUGGAAGGAGGAAUAGAAAGGGGAAGGGAGGAAGAGGGGGAAGGGAGGAGGAGAGGGAAGGGAGGGGGGAGGGGGAGGAGGAGGACAAGGGGCCUGGUGAGGAAGAUAAGGGCCAAAAGCAGAAGGGAGAGCCUGAAGAGGAGAGUGAAGAGGACGACUAG